AUGGCCAAACCCAAGAGUUCAAAAAAGCCUUCAAAAAACGCUGAGAAGGAUGCCAAGGAGGAGCCUCAAGGAGGAGUGUCCUCAGAAAUCAGCUCAGGCUAUCAGACGACAGAAGGAAGCACCUCCAUGUCUGAUGCUCUUCACAGCUCACAGAGAAUGGGUGUAUCAAAAACAGCCAUUACACAGACUGGCCAAGAUGAGACCAGUCAUAAAAGUGACAAUCUAGAAACAGAUGACACAAUCAGCACUGAUGGGAUUGGUAAAAGUGACAAGCCAGACAGAAGUACAGCAGUAACAGAAACAGCAAUCACAAAGUCUGGUCAAGAUGAAUCCAGUCCUAAAAGGGACAAUCCAGAAAUUCUUUUUUCCAUUACAGAAUCAAUAAUUACACACACUAUUCCAAAUAUCAAAACAAAUGCUCCUGCCAUUAAGAUCACAAGGACACCAACAAAUUCAGAUUACACAACUGGUCAUGAUGAGAUUUAUAAAAGUGACAUUACUGACCAAAUCUCUGCAAUUACAAAAGCUACAUUUACACCUUCUAAUCUGAAAUAUAAAACUAAUCCGGAUGGAAUAUAUAUAAAUCAGAAUGCAGAAACAAGAACUCCAUUUGUAGAGAUAAGUACACCAAUGAAUUCCGAAGAUUCAACCAGUCCUGAUGGAAUUAGUAAAAGUGACAUUCCAGAAUCAGCCUCUCCAGUCACAGAGACAACAAUGACAUCAAUAAAUUCAGAAGCCCCAAUCAAUCCUGAGAGAAUUGAUAAAAAUGUUGAUCCAGACAGCACUAUUGCAGUGAUGGGAACAACAAUCUCACCAUCUAAUUUGGAUUAUUCAACCAAACCUGAAAGUAUUGACAAACAUGACAAUCCUAACAAUACUACUACAGUCAUAAUUACAACCUUUGCACUGACUGAUCAAAAUGGUACACCCAAUCCAGAUGAUAUCAUUACAGAUGUCAAACCAGAUAAGACUAUGCCUUUUACAGGCACAACAAUUACUACCAAUCAGGAGGACAAAACUGCUCGUGAUAAAGAUGAUUAUGGUGAUAAUCUAGACAGGACUACUGCAGUGACAGAAAUAGCAGUUACACACACUGAUCCAGAUAAUAUAAUCAAUCCAGAUGAUAUGAUCAGACAUGACAACCUGGAUAAGAUUACUGAUGUUAUAGGUACAACAAUUACAGUGACUAAUCCAGAUAUAACAAACAAUGACAAGUUUAAUACAGUUACAAAGCCAACAAUUGCAGAGAUUAAUCCAAUGGGUACAACCAGAUCUGAUAACAGAAACAUCUUCCUAACUGGAACGACUGCAGUCAUAAAAGCAAUGACAAUGGACCAAAGAAGUGACAUGUCCAUUCCUGAAGUUAAUGUUAAAAAUAAGAGACCAAAAGAAACUACAAUAAACAUGGAUAUUAUAAGAAAAUAUAUUGAUAUAUCAGGAAAGUCACCUUCUCCCAAUAGUGAUGCUAUCAAUGGACUGGAAACAACUGCAACAGUUGCCAAGACAACAAUAGCACAAACUGACACACAGACAACUUUCAGCAUCACAACAGAAUCUAAACCUUUAAGUAAUUCUCCUAAUUUUGAGGGAGAUGACAGGCCAGGCAGUAACACCACAAAAACUACAGCUAUCAUAACAGAAUCAAAUCUUAGUUUACUUAGCCCAAAUGAUAAUGAUAAAAAGAGAAGGGCAGACACCAUUACCAAAAUUACUCGGACAUUAACUAUUGAAACUACAACCUCCCCUCAAAUAAAUAAACCUGAACAUCCAGACAUAAUAACUAAUAAAAAAAUUAAUCUUGUUUCAGAUAAAGGAACCACAAAAGAAAACCCAACUAACAAGAAUACAGUAACACAAGUAAGUACAACUUCCAGCACCCUAUCUUCUACAACAAACAAAAUUACAUCAUAUUCCUGUACUUGGUCCACUAUUGUUAAACCUACAACACAAAGGCAAGUCACUUGUUACUCCAGUCCAAGAGAUGCUACCAUUUCCACAACUAUAUCUCCACAGAUGAUUAUCAACAAGACUACAACCGAUGUUCAACCAGAAAAGAUUGCUACACUGCUAUUGUACAAAGAUGUACCAGAAGAGAUGAACUUGUGUAAUAAGAAGCCUGUAGAUGGGAUUGUCCCUCUACAAAAUGGAUCACUUGCAGUGUUCAGAGAUCAUUAUUACUGGCUGCUAAAUGGAACAAGUUCACCCUCCCCUCAACCUCGUAAAAUCUCUGAGGGAUGGCAUAUCCCUUCCCCCAUUGACACUGUGUUCUCCAGAUGUAACUGUGACGGCAAAACCUUCUUUUUCAAGGGGUCCCAAUACUGGCGCUUCACCAAUGAUGUAAUGGAUCCUGGCUAUCCUAAGCUGAUUGUAAAAGGAUUUGGAGGACUGAAUGGGAAAAUUAUCGGAGCUCUUUCAGUAGCUCACUACAGAAGCAGGCCAGAAUCGGUGCAUUUUUUCAAAGAAGGUGGCAAUGUUCAACAAUAUAUCUACAAACAAAAACCAAAGAAGUGUAAGAAGAAAGUUGUAACUGUGAAUUAUCCAGUUUAUAAACCAAAGACUCUGGUUCUGAGGCAGAGACGCUUUGGACGUGCAGUACAAUCUCGUCAGAUCUUCCGUAGAAUCCGGAUAAGGCAGUACCCAGUCAUUCGGAUCACCCAUCAUUCGACAGGCAUGGUCCUUGUUUUGCCUUGUUUAGAGGCUACGAUUAAUUAUUGUUUUGUGUUUGCAGGAGUACUGCAGCCAGAGGUUAAAAUUACAUCAUAUUGGAGAGGAUUUCCCAAAGAAUUUAAUUCUGCUAUUUCUGUUCCUAAUGAGGAGAAUGGGGAUGGAUACGAUUACUAUGCAUUUGCUAAAGAUAACUACUACAACUUGGAUGUGGGCAGCAGAAUAGCAAGACCAGUUACAACGCAAACUGGGCAGACGGUGUCCAAUGCUUGGUACAAGUGUCCUGCAUAAUAACUUGGAAACUCAACCAACCUGAAAGAAAUGCUUUUGUGUGACAGUUUCUCUAGUUUUUAUUAAUAAAGACAAUCAACUGUACAUACAACAAUCAUUUUAUAACAUUUAAAAAAGACUGCUUUAAGCUUGGCAGCUAUUAUACUAAUGCAGAAGAAAGGCAGACUAAACCGUAUACACCAUUUCCAAAAUUUGUACAGCAUUUAAUUAAUGUUGCCUCUGUUCA
Messenger RNA from Pseudonaja textilis, 3181 nucleotides. NCBI's taxonomy places the organism in Eukaryota, Metazoa, Chordata, Lepidosauria, Squamata, Elapidae. The record is from RefSeq and is a predicted model, not a curated record.